Messenger RNA from Trichogramma pretiosum, 2605 nucleotides. RefSeq names its product probable glutamate receptor. Gene Ontology annotation, molecular function: ligand-gated monoatomic ion channel activity. Gene Ontology annotation, cellular component: membrane. Lineage: Eukaryota; Metazoa; Arthropoda; Insecta; Hymenoptera; Trichogrammatidae. The transcript has 8 exons. The record is from RefSeq and is a predicted model, not a curated record. Bases 145 to 2118 code for a protein of 657 amino acids.
UUGAUUUUUAUUACCCCCUCAUUCCGCGCGAGCCGAAGAAAAAGUAACUCUCGGAGAUUUUCAUCGCCUAUAAUAUACAGUCGAGCACGUCUCGAGUUCGACGUCGAUAAGAGGGCGCCUUUUUGAUUUUUUAUCGCGCACGAAAUGCAAAAAUUCCUCCCGCUAUUGCUUUGCGCGGGGGGUGUCAUCAGCUCGCUCGGCGGGAAAAUCGAUCUGGUGGAUUUUCUGAGAAGCGCCCUGGACGCCCGGCUCUACUCCAGCCGCUUCUCGGCUCUCCAGAUUUUCACCUGCGGCCGCGCGAAAAACGAGCGGCAGCUGCAGCCGCUUCGAGGAUUGGCCACGAGUUUCUUAGGCCCGAUCCGCUCGAUCGGCGUCGAUGAAUUCGUUAAUCGAUCGUCGCGGGUCAAAGACAGCGAGCAUCGGCUGACUUUGGAUUCUCACCGUGCGCUCUUUAUCCUGGAUCUCGAUUGCUCCGAGGAUACGAUCGAGCGGCUGGUCGAGGCCGCCGACGCCGGCCGAUUGUUCUCGACGCCCUACAAAUGGCUCUUGAUUAGCCAAAACGAAAAUAUUUCGAGCCAGCUCGGCCGAUUGCUCGCGAGCAGAGAUAUCUAUCCGAGCAGCGAGGUGGUCGCCGUGUCAUCAUCGGGAAGGGUCGUUUCCGUCUACAGAACGAGCAAAGAAUCUCGCGAGCUGCUGAUCGAGGACAUAGGCCACUGGGACCGAGGCGGAGGUGCGUUGAGCCUGUCCGGGUCAGUCGGCGACGUCGUGGCCUGGCGCAGACGCAAGAAUCUACGCGGCACCGCUCUCAAAUCAAGCCUGGUGAUAACCAACAAAGAUACGAUCAAUCACCUGACGGAUUAUCAGGACAAGCACAUCGACACCAUCACCAAGAGCAACUAUCCGUGGGCGCUGCUCUUCGUCCAAAUGUUCAAUGCCACCGUGAGCUUCGAUCGGGUCGGCACCUGGGGCUAUCUGUCGGCCAACGGCUCCUGGGGCGGCAUGAUCGGCCAGCUGCAGCGCGGCGAGAUCGACUUCGGCGGCACCGGCACCUUCCUCGUCGGCCAGCGCAUCGGCGUCGUCCAGUACAUAUCUCUCACGACGACGUCUCACUCUCGGUUCGUGUUUCGCCGGCCGCCCCUAUCAUCGAUCUCGAAUCUGUUUCGUCUGCCGUUCGGCCGUUCGGUCUGGCUGGGUGCUCUGGGCCUGCUGCUGCUUCUGGCCGGCCUCCUGUAUCCGGCCAUGAGGCUCGAGUGGCUGAGCACCGGCCGAGACAAGCGCGAGUCGCUGAACGAGCCGAAUCCGCCGAGCUUGAGCGACGACCUGAUCGUCGUCCUCGGGGCCGUCUCGCAGCAAGGUUCUUGGUACGAGCCCCGUUCGAUGCCCACCCGCCUCAUCUACCUCAUGGCGCUGCUGGCCGCCCUGAACCUCUACGCGGCCUACGCGGCCAACAUAGUCGCGUUGCUCCAAUCAACAACCAGCUCUAUUAACGAUCUGCGCGACCUGCUCGACAGUCCGCUGACCCUCGCGGUGCACGACACCGUCUUCAAUCGCCACUACUUCGGCUCGUUCAAGGAUCCCGUGAGGCGCAGCGUCUACGAGGACAGGAUCUGCAGCGGCAGCACGUCGAAAAAGUGCAACUGGUACGGCAUCGAGGAGGGCAUCGAGCGCGUCAGGCGGGGCCAGUUCGCGUUUCACGUGGUCCUCGGCGCCGCCUACAAGAUCGUCGCCGAGACCUACGCCGAGGACGAGAAGUGCGACUUUCACGAGAUCGAUUAUCUGAAUCAGUUCGAUCCGCACUUCGUGAUACCGGUGAGGUCGCCCUACGUCGAGCACUUCAGAGUCGGUGCAUUGAAACUGCACGAGACUGGACUGCGGGGCCGCGAGCUCGAUCGUCUGUACGCCAAGCGGCCGAGCUGCGGCUCGUCCCGUCGCUUCCUCAGCGUCGGACUGACCGAGUGCUACGGGGCCUUCUAUCUGCUCGUCUACGGCGCCGCGCUGGCGCUCGGACUGCUCUGCCUCGAGAUCGCCGUCGACCAGGUACGACGUCGACGAAGACUACGACGGCAGCUGACGAAUAGCAGCAUCGUACGAGCCUCUCCUCUGCCGAAGCAGUGGUAAACACGAGAUCAGACACUUCGGUAGCACGUGUCGAACACGCCUACGGAUGUGUCACGGAUUUGUGUGUAUAUAUUUUAUGAACGCACGAUGCGAGCCGACGAGCCGAGAAACAAUAAAGUCUGUGCACACAUUGACGCCUGAUGCUCGUUUUUAUUAUUAAUUGUCUCGUAGCGUGGUUUAUCCGGUUUCGCAUCCAAGUGUGAAAUCGCUGAAAGGAUCAUCAUAUUAAUUAGGAUUUUGGAUCGACCUCGAUUACAAUACAUUUGAAACCGGCCGCCGGAAACUUUCUGUACUCGAGAGCCAUUCGAUAUUUUUUGUAUUCAAAUUCGAGUAAAGAAACAGAUGAGUUUUAAAGCGUUUUAACGAGGAUUUUGAAUUAAUUAAUUCUGAGUGUUACGUUGCAUUACUUAAAAAUUUGAGACGUUCUUGCGUUACCGCAACACCGAGGCAUGUUUGACCGCCACGCCUGACUUCUGUCUUGGUGUAU